UCUUGUAAAAAAAAGGUGUCAGUUUUGUUGCCAGAUAAAAGGGUAAAAAAACAAUUAUCAUAUUUUUCUACUGGCAAAUGAGGUUCCAAAGGUAUGUACACAACAGAGAGCUAACUGUGUGGUUGCUUUUGGGAUUUCACGCUGCCCUUUUUGUUAAUGGCCAGCUUUCAGCAUUGCAAAAUGGCAUCGUUUGGCAGUGUUGUGACUCGCACAUUUAUGUUCUUGCUUGUGCUUGUGACCGCUGCCUUGAUCCCAGCCCUGCAACAACCGUGACCUCAACACAGACUCCACGCCUAUCUUCUUGCACGAUACCCAUAAAGAGGGGAUUCUACAUCAGAAUGGCGUGCGCGAUGGCAACCCCAGUGCUUGAGCCUAGCAGGGACUUCCCUGGCGUGGCUGGAGGCGCAGGGCGUGAACGAGGAGGUGGCCCGGGCCAUGGACUCUGAGCUGGGCAUCCGGGACUACGGGGUCCUGCGCGCCUGCGUCGGGGACGGCCUCAAAAUGAUGGGCACACCCGGGCCUCAUCAGAGGCAGGAGACUGCAGCCCAAACCCGUCGCUGCACAUGAUCAAAACCGAGGCAAGCUGCGCUGACGGUGAUCAUCAGAGUCCCACGUCGGACCAGAGAGACUCCAGCCCCAGCCAGACGCCGCCCAGGAUAGAAAGAGACGCGUGCGGAGGUAAUUCGGGCUUUGUCAUCCAACAAGUGACCUCGCUUCAGGAGAUGGGACUGGACCUAACGAAUGCAACCAAUGUUGACUCCUAUCCCUGGCUUCAACAGCAGCAGCAGCAACAACAGCAGCAGCUGCCGGUCGACAAAAUACAAAUUGACACUGGCUGCACGGUCCCGCCCAUGUGUGCCGCUUACCUGCCCAAGCCGCUCACUGAAGACCACAUUGACAGGCAGGACGAGGCACCGUCCAGGAGCGACACUCUGCCUCCUGCCGCCGCCGCGUACCGCGUGCCGAACUUUAAGCUGGUGCGGCGGCGGCGCAUGCUGCCGGUUCCCGUGCCGGCGAUUGCGGGCGGUGAAGACAACAAGCCGUUCCGGUGCAGCGUGUGCGCCCAGCGCUUCUCGCAGCGCGGCAACCUCGAGACGCACCUGCGCACGCACACGGGCGAGCGGCCGUACCGCUGCGCGACGUGCGGACAGGCGUUCUCGCAGAGCGCCCACCUUAAGUCGCACCAGCGCACGCACACGGGCGAGAAGCCCUGCCGCUGCAAGGUGUGCGGCCAGAGCUUCUCGCACAGCGGCAACCUGAAAACGGGUACCCAUUUGCGACCCUGGUGCGGCCGGGUACGGGUAGGCCGUGAAUCACUGUCGACCCAUGGCACCUGGGUCUGCCCCGUGACCUCCUGCCAGUGGCCGUUCGACACUUCACGUGGCCUCAACAUCGUGCACAUCGCCUGGCACAAGCACCGUGGUGACUUCGCCACCAAUUAGUGGCGACUGGCGGUUGAUUGUCCGUGAGUGGGGAGGAAUAGUGCUACGAUUAAUUCGCUGCGCUAUGAACCCAGCAACCCAAUUUAGAUUCCUGCUCACGCCCAACACCAAUGACGAUUAUCUAAAUCGGUCCUGGGCCUCCCCUGGGUCAGCUUAUCUACUCGGUACCUGGUGUGGUGCGUAAACAUCGCUACUGGGGAGACAAACAUGACCGGGUGUGGUGCUGGCUACCUACCCCCACGUGUGCCGUGCCAGCCUUCAUAGGUGCUCGCUAACAGCACUUGCCCCAACAGUCUGUUAAUACUCUUUGGUUCUGUCGGUGAAGUCACGUAGGUUCCCGAAAGAACCAAAGAGUAUGGAUUCCUGCAGUCACGAAAGCUUCAAAUCAAGUCUGUUAAUAGGUUAUACGGGGGGGGCGUCUUUGUCCGCAAGAUGCUGGCACGACCAAAGGUUGAGGUGCGACUGACUGCCUCGUGUCUCUCGCCCGCCCCGCACUGCGGUAUCAGCCAUACAACACCAAAAACUAACCACCUCGAUAGCUAAAUUGCAACAGAAAAAGGUUGCCUGCAAUAGGUAGAAACCGCGAACGAUCACCCCGUGAUAUUCAAGGGUCUCCUGUACUGUGAGCAGGUGUCUUUGCUGGCUGCCUGUACACAUGUGCACUGUGCAGCCUUUAAUGGGUAAAAUAUAAUUUCCAAUCUUAGGCAAUAUCUUUGUGUUCUCUCUCUCUACUCUAUUUACUUUUAUCUAAUAAUUCAUAGCCCUUUAACAACCCAUGACUGGAUGGAGGCCUUCCCACGCUGUGUCAAUUUUGAUUAAUGCUUUCACUCCACUGCCAACAGUCCCUGAAACUUUUGUUCAGCUAUCUUCAUGUAUGGAUAUUUUCUGAUGGUCGUUGAAACCAUUGACCCAAAAGUUGCUUAUCGGCAGGUACCACAUAGGGUGUCAAAUGCUAACAAUUAUUUUUUAUAUUACUUUUAUCUCUCGAUCACAAAUAUGUAUCAUAGUAAGGUCACCAUAUAACUUUUAAUAAAACAGCUUGAAAAAGGGUAGAAUAUGAUAAGAAUUUUUUUGGAUACAAAAAAAACUCAUGUCGAUGUGAAGUGUGAGUACUUCCACCUCUUCCAAGACGUCUGGCCAGCGUGGAAGAGUAGACCGAAUAUGCUUAUAUAGAGAUCCCUCUAUGCAAGGCCCUCCAUCCACCAGUGAUAUGAGCAAGCAAUUUCAGGCUUGCAACUUCACCUUGAUAUGAAACAUCGACAGAAUAUGAAACUAAAUAUAAAGUGUCUAUAAGACUGGCAAUCUUGAUUUGAAGCUUUCGU
Lethenteron reissneri (Far Eastern brook lamprey) is the source of this 2764-nucleotide messenger RNA. RefSeq names its product zinc finger protein 771-like. NCBI's taxonomy places the organism in Eukaryota, Metazoa, Chordata, Hyperoartia, Petromyzontiformes, Petromyzontidae. Gene Ontology annotation, biological process: regulation of transcription by RNA polymerase II; embryo development. The record is from RefSeq and is a predicted model, not a curated record. Gene Ontology annotation, cellular component: nucleus. Gene Ontology annotation, molecular function: RNA polymerase II transcription regulatory region sequence-specific DNA binding; DNA-binding transcription factor activity, RNA polymerase II-specific.